GCGCGCGCAUAUAUGAAGGUUGCACACGAUCAUCAUGCUCACAGGCUUCCUCACCAAUCUUGGUUUGUACCUGCAUGUAUACGCUUAGGAUGAAGCUGAAAAAGAGGGUAUGCAGAUAUAUCCGUAGUCUGGGUAUCAGGAGAAUGUCGCCCAGCCGUGAAGCAUCGAUGGAAGACAGCUCGAGGGAUCCAAUGAAGAAGGCUCUCAUGGACAUUGCUGCCGCUACGAUAGAUGCGAUAGAGCACGGCUCGUAUCUUCGGUACGACUUGAAGAGCCCUCUCGCCGCCUCGAAGCAGAACACACGCUACUAUGCCCCAGAGUCGCUGCUCUCUACAUGGGCUUCUGGCUCGCAACCUGAACAAGAUCCAGCACGGAUAUCUCUCCUCGAGAUAUCCACACUGGAGGGCGCACGCCUUCUCGCAAACGACCACACUGGCGUGACCCCACGUCCAAAGAUCGGUGUUCUCAACUUUGCCUCUGCCAAGAGGCCCGGUGGUGGCUUCCUCAAGGGCUCAAAGGCACAAGAAGAGUCCAUCGCACGCUCAUCAACGCUCUACCCGACACUCAUGACACGCGUCGCACAAGAGUUCUACACAUUGCACAACCGUGACCAAAAGAAGGGCUACUAUUCGCAUGCCAUGAUUUACUCGCCUGGCGUGCUCGUCUUCCGUGAUGAUCAGGGCGGCUGGCUCGAACCGCUCGCCAUUGAUGUCCUCACAAGCGCAGCCGUCAAUGCGGGUGUGGUGCGGUCAUUCAAGGGGAGUGAUGCAGGGCCUGCGGAGGAAGAGAAGAUCGCGAAGGCGAUGAAGGAGCGCAUGGGUAGGAUCCUCUACCUCUUCGAAAGCCAAGGAGUGCGGCAUAUCGUCCUCGGUAGCUUUGGGACUGGUGUAUUCCGUAACAAUGUUGAGACAGUGGCUAGCAUCUGGGCAGAGUUACUGUUAGAAGAGAGCUCAAGGUUCCGAAAGUCGUUUGACCGCAUCGUAUUCGCGGUCUUGGGACGAGAGACGUUUGAAAAGUUCGAGGAUGUAUUCUCCAGAUAUCCGUAGCUACCAUUGUCGAUGGAUUUUCGCCCGUACAAGGAGCAUUAAUAUUAUUCAUCUAUCUAACU
Messenger RNA from Phanerochaete carnosa HHB-10118-sp, 1108 nucleotides. RefSeq lists its product as uncharacterized. Bases 144 to 1046 code for a protein of 300 amino acids. The transcript has a single exon. Lineage: Eukaryota; Fungi; Basidiomycota; Agaricomycetes; Polyporales; Phanerochaetaceae. The record is from RefSeq and is a predicted model, not a curated record.